AUGACCACCCCCAACGACUUGUCCUCGGGAGUCUCCCUUCGACCCCUCUCUGUCCCUACCCCCCCUUCCCGUCCGUCCAUUAUUAGACCAAAGAAUACUCCCACAGAUGCCAAUCCUUGUAAUUUAGACGUAGAGAGACUCAUAGAAUUGGGUUCGGGUACAAUUUUUUGGAAACCAACCUCAGUUCGUUGGGAGGACGAUGGAACCUCGAAUCAAGAAAGUUCGCUGGCCAUGCUGCUAGAUUGGCUCAACCAACCCAGCAAUUUUGAUCGAUUUCGUAACGGCUACGAGCAGUAUGAUCAAAAGAAGGCCUCAGUAUUGUGUGCUCAGUAUUUAUUUGGACAAAGAUGUCUUACUUUGAGAAGUUGGACUGCGAUUCGAAGGAAGAUUAACUCUCUCCACAGUCUAUGGGCUAAAGCCUGGGCCGAUCUCCAUGCUACGGGAAACGGUCAGGAUGGUCGCAAGCUAAAAGAUGCGAGGCCAGAGAAUAGAGAAGUGGUUCUUGAAUCGGUAUUGAGUAAGAUCCCUUCUAUCCCUUCUCCUCUCACCUCUGGGCGCUUUUUCUCUGUCUUUCAUUGA
Messenger RNA from Tremella mesenterica DSM 1558, 579 nucleotides. RefSeq lists its product as uncharacterized. The record is from RefSeq and is a predicted model, not a curated record. Bases 1 to 579 code for a protein of 192 amino acids. The transcript is spliced from 2 exons. Lineage: Eukaryota; Fungi; Basidiomycota; Tremellomycetes; Tremellales; Tremellaceae.